AUGAACGGCGAUGCCCUGUGCCAGGAGCCCUCCUCCCCGCUCCCCGACUGGAGGGAGUUCUGCGAGCUGCACGCCCAGGCGGCCGCUGUCGACUUCGCCCAGAAGUUCUGCCAGUUUCUGAAGGAGAACCCCCACUACGACACCCCUGGGGCAGAGACCUCCUUCUCCCACCAUUUCGCUGCCAACUUCUUGGACAUCUUCAGCCUGGAGGUCAGCCGGGUCUUCGUGUCUGACUCACCCACCAAGUACAAUAUCGUGCCCUUCGUGGGGCUGCAGAACUGCCACGUCCCCUACGGCCGUGAAGUCACCCCAAGGAAGGAGGAGACGUCCACCGAAUCUCUGGACAGCAUGGAUGCCCCGUUGGGUGCUGGACGGUAUCUGAGCCCAGCGCAGCAGGCGCAGGCACGCAAGGUGUCCUCCUACGGCCAGUCCCGCAGCUCAGAGGACGUCUCCAUCCAUGCCACCACCAAGCCCAAGUUCAAGAAAGGCUUCUCCUUGAGGAACAUGAGCUUGUGCGUGGUGGACGGCAUGAAGGAGAUGUGGCAUCGCAAGUCCUCUCCGGAGCCAGGUGCCGAGGCUGCCCCGGGUGGCCGGAGAGCCGAGAGGGAGCCGUGGCCGGCUGGGGGCAAGGAGCCCGGCGACCCACGGGAGAAAUGGACCCACAAGCUGCGCCUGUCCAAGGUGCCCUCCUCCAAGGUGGAGCUGGUGGACAUCCAGAGGGAGGGGACGCUGCGCUACAUGGUGGCCGACGACACGAACUGUGUGGGGAGCUCGCAGUGGCAGAAGUGCCGCCUCCUGCUCCGGAAAGCGGUGAAGGUAGAAGGAGAGAGGUUCCUCCUCGAGUUUUAUGUCCCUCCAAAGGCUUCCAAGCCCAAGGUGAGCAUCCCACUGUCGGCCAUCAUCGAGGUCCGCACCACCAUGCCCUUGGAGAUGCCCGACAAAGACAACACCUUUGUUCUGAAGGUGGAGAACGGGGCCGAGUACAUCCUGGAGACCAUCGACUCCCUGCAGAAGCACUCCUGGGUGGCGGACAUCCAGGACUGCAUCGACCCCGGGGACAGCGGGGACGACAUUGAGCUGGUGUCCUGCAUGCAGGGAGCCUGUCUGCCGGGCAGGGUGUCCUGCAGCUGCGAGUUCCUGGCUGAUGAUGUGCCCAGGCCACUGGACAGAUGUCCCCUGCCCGGCGCUCACAACACCACCACCGCCGUCCCCACGCCCCAUGGCCGGGGCAGGGACUGCGUGGGGGAGCUCCUCACCCAUGUCCCACUGGAGAGCUUCCUGCAGACGCUGGAGUCCUCCCCCACCACCAGCGGCCGUCUUGCAGGGGACGACAGUGAGGUGGAGGCGGAGAUCAACCUCUCUGAUUUCCCCUGGUUCCACGGGACGCUCUCGCGGAUCAAGGCGGCUCAGCUGGUGCUCUUCGGGGGUGCCCGCAGCCAUGGCUUGUUCGUAAUCCGGCAGAGCGAAACACGGCCAGGGGAGUACGUGCUGACCUUCAACUUCCAGGGGAAAGCAAAGCACCUCCGCCUGUCACUGAACGAGAGCGGGCAAUGCCACGUGCAGCACCUCUGGUUCCAGACCAUCUUCGACAUGCUGCGCCACUUCCACACGCACCCCAUCCCCCUCGAGUCGGGUGGCGCGGCUGACAUCACCCUCCGCAGCUAUGUGGUGGCCCAGAGCCCGCUGCCUG
This is a messenger RNA of Mesitornis unicolor (brown roatelo), 1690 nucleotides long. Its product is annotated as SH2B adapter protein 2-like. The transcript is spliced from 7 exons. The record is from RefSeq and is a predicted model, not a curated record. Gene Ontology annotation, biological process: intracellular signal transduction; antigen receptor-mediated signaling pathway. Gene Ontology annotation, cellular component: plasma membrane. Gene Ontology annotation, molecular function: transmembrane receptor protein tyrosine kinase adaptor activity. Lineage: Eukaryota; Metazoa; Chordata; Aves; Mesitornithiformes; Mesitornithidae. The annotation marks the transcript as partial.